GGCGUGAGCCGUUGCGUGUGUUUGGCGGUUCCUUUUUCCUCUGCUUGUCGCCGGCGCUGGUUUUUUUUUUUUUUUUUCUUUUGCUCGGAGCUGCAGAAUCGAGCAACAUGACGUCUGCCCUGGAGAACUACAUCAACCGAACUGUUGCUGUUAUUACUUCUGAUGGGAGAAUGAUUGUGGGAACACUGAAGGGUUUUGACCAGACUAUUAAUUUGAUUUUGGAUGAAAGCCAUGAACGAGUAUUCAGCUCUUCACAGGGAGUAGAGCAGGUGGUACUUGGGUUGUACAUUGUGAGAGGUGACAAUGUUGCAGUCAUUGGUGAAAUUGAUGAAGAAACAGAUUCUGCACUUGAUUUGGGGAAUAUUCGAGCAGAACCUCUGAACUCUGUAGCACACUGAGAAAAAAACAACAUACUUGGACACCUGUAAAUCUUUGUAUAGAAACUGAUAUCCUGAGGAUUAUGUGUGGAAUUUUUAUGAGUGUAUAAUUGUGGAUUUUGACUUUAUAUUGAUUCACUGUAAUAUGUACAUUAAAAUAUUUCAGCAUAUUAUUGAAAAUACCUUUUUUGUUUUACCUAAAUAAGUUUGGUAGCUUGGUUUUAUUUUUCUAUUAAAUAGUAUGAAAAUCUAAUGAUCAUUUUGCAAAUCUUUAGAAAAAUAUAGUACUUUCUGAUAUUUUAAUAUUUAUAGAAAACUAAUGGAAAAGGGAAACUUGUGUGCCAUAUAAAUCAUAAAAAUAACAUCAGUAGUACAAGAUAUAUAAGUGUGUGUGUGUGUGUGUGUGUGUGUGUAUAUGUGUGUGUAUUUACCUGAUUUUAAGAAAGUCACAGGAAGAUAAAUCCUUUCUGUACUCACCUGAAUCGGACAUUUAUCCCACUGCAUUGGUGGUUUGCUAGUGCUUUUGAAAGUUACUCCAUAGCACUUAGAGGUUAAAAUGUGUUUGGAUGAGAAAAAGAAAAAUGCUAACAAAGUUUUAAUAGAUUGGGCCAAAAAUUGGGACUCGAAUGUUAAGGAUGACUAGGAAAGGUAGAAUUGAUGGAGAGAUUAUUGGUAAAGUCUUUGGAAGCCCAAUAAGUUAGAUAUGAAACACAUCAAUACUGAAUUUUACAGAUAGUAUAUUUGAAAAAAUUGAUUCUGUAUAGUCUUAAAAGCCAUCAUAGCUUUUCAUUUUUAAGAAUUGGGGGAUUUCUAAUAUUAAAAAGUUAUUGUUUAUAGAUGUGAGUAAAUAAACUUUAUAUUGAAGCAGUG
Messenger RNA from Carlito syrichta (Philippine tarsier), 1247 nucleotides. RefSeq names its product LSM8 homolog, U6 small nuclear RNA associated (gene LSM8). Gene Ontology annotation, cellular component: precatalytic spliceosome; U6 snRNP; U4/U6 x U5 tri-snRNP complex. Gene Ontology annotation, biological process: mRNA splicing, via spliceosome. Lineage: Eukaryota; Metazoa; Chordata; Mammalia; Primates; Tarsiidae. Bases 108 to 398 code for a protein of 96 amino acids. Gene Ontology annotation, molecular function: RNA binding. The record is from RefSeq and is a predicted model, not a curated record. The transcript is spliced from 4 exons.